Syngnathus acus (greater pipefish) is the source of this 2061-nucleotide messenger RNA. It is a transcript of the gene fbxl6, whose product is annotated as F-box and leucine-rich repeat protein 6. The coding region runs from base 361 to 2037 and encodes 558 amino acids. Gene Ontology annotation, biological process: SCF-dependent proteasomal ubiquitin-dependent protein catabolic process. Lineage: Eukaryota; Metazoa; Chordata; Actinopteri; Syngnathiformes; Syngnathidae. The record is from RefSeq and is a predicted model, not a curated record. Gene Ontology annotation, molecular function: protein binding. Gene Ontology annotation, cellular component: SCF ubiquitin ligase complex. The transcript is spliced from 10 exons.
UCUCGCCUAAAACCUGGAGGAACUUAAAACAUCUAUAACGCAAUAACAGAGGCUACAAAUUUCCGACACUUCUUGGAUUUUUAAAAAAUAUUCAAAAGUUUUAGCUCACGAAAUUUAACGAGGCCAGUUAUACGCCACUUUACCUUGUAAUUGUGACUCUUUUAUCGCGCGGCGUCGCUGACUUCCUUAGCGAACAGCUAGCUGCAACAGUGGUUAACAACAGUGACCAUGUGGAAAUUGUUCGAAAAACAUUUUCCGAGUGUGAUAAUAGCAUAAAAGAGCUACAGGUCGGCCCACAGCUUUCAGAUUAUUUGUGACUGGCUGUGUUCAUUGUUUUAUAAAAGCAAAGAGAGCAUCCUGAUGAUGGCGUCUGCUGAAGGGGCUGUUGAAGAUGUUGUGGCUUCCCUAUCCACUCAGGAAAAUCAAGAACCAAAUCCGCAAAAUGCUUCACAAAGGAGAAACACCACUAAGCUCAAAAAACAAAAAGCAAAAAAGAAAAGGACCAACGUGAAAAAGAAAAGGACCAACGUGAAGAGAAUGGAGCACCCCAGAUACACGGUCCACGAGGGCGAGGACAUGCUCCUCGUCUUAUCCAGCACCACUUCGCAGGACUGUAGCCCCACAUGGGUCCCCAAGAUAAAGAAGAAAAAGGGAGGACAGAAAAAGAAUGUCGAAAAAGAGGAGACGCCGCCUUUGUUAGCGGCGAAGCCACACGACCGCAGAUGGGGUCAAAAUCUUCCUGAGGAGGUUCUGGUUAAUAUUUUCAAGAUGGUGGUCAUGGAAGAUGGUGCCGUGCCCUUUCUGUGCAGGGUGGGAAGGGUGUGCCGCUUGUGGAACAUCGCCGCCGCCUCUCCUAUCCUGUGGCGGAAAGUCUCCGUCGGUCACUGCUGGAUCGCGCCGGGCGAACAUCAGAACCCAGAAAGUCGGAGACUGAUUAAAAACACAUUCGAUUGGUUAACGCAGAGCAGAUUCUCUCAGCUACGGGAUUUCUCCCUCCAUCAUUGGACUGAGAAUGUGGACUAUGCAGUCAAUGUUGUGUCGCAGUUCUGCUCUCAUCUGAGCUCGCUCACGCUCUCCUACUGUACUGGCCUAACGGAGGCGGGCUUCCAGAGUUUGGGCCUGCACGGCCACUCACUGCGUAGCUUAAACCUACAGUACACGAAGUUUCAAGAGGCUGGUCUUCUCACUUACCUGGAUGAUCACGGCGCACAAAUCCAGCAGAUUAAAUUCACCCACAGACCAAAGUGUGACCGACUUUCCUUCAUCUCUAGGGGAUACUGUCCCAAUUUGGAGAUGCUGGAGGUUAACACAAAGCUGGACAGUCAAGACAACGAAGUGACUGUUUGUAUCCAAGCGCUACAGAGAGCUUGCCCUAAACUUAAGACGUUCCGGAUGCUGAACGUCUGCCCGGUGUUCAAGAAUACUAAUAGUAGUAAUGGUGCUGAAUCAUCUCCUGGCUUCCCUCUACUGGAGGAGCUGUGUAUUGCCACUGCGUCGUACACCUACAUAAACGACAAACAGUUGCGGGACACACUCUUUGGCUCCCCCCGGCUGCGGGUGCUGGACCUGCGUGGCUGCUCACGCAUUACAUCUGCGGGUCUGGAGGCUUUACCUUGUCUUGAACUGGAGUGCCUCUUCUGGGCUCAGUAUUUCAGCAGCCACAUGGGCACAUUGUCCCUGAAUACGGGCCUCCAUGCCCUGACGCAGAAGUGGAGUCACACGUUGCGGCAGCUGGAUGUGGCCAAUCAGCCUUUUUCUCAGGAGGACUUGGAGGCGGCGAUGUUUCAUCUGGCCCAGGCCAACCACACAGACACCCUGCGGUCACUCAACCUGAGCGGGACCAAAAUCACAGCAGGUGCCCUGAGGCUUCUCAUCGGCCAAACAUCAGCACUAGACUACCUCAACCUGUCCUCCUGUCGGGAUCUACCCAGAGGGGUAAAACGAAUUUAUCGCGGACAAGAGGAAAUUCGCCAGUUGCUGGACAAAUUGGAAUGCAGUCAAACCUCGGUUUUCGACCACAAUCCGUUCGAGAAGUGAAUCGGUCUAAUUCCAAUCUAUUUU